Messenger RNA from Nomascus leucogenys (northern white-cheeked gibbon), 2139 nucleotides. RefSeq names its product transmembrane protein 185B (gene TMEM185B). The record is from RefSeq and is a predicted model, not a curated record. NCBI's taxonomy places the organism in Eukaryota, Metazoa, Chordata, Mammalia, Primates, Hylobatidae.
GAGGAUGUGAGCUCACUCCCGCCUCCAUGUUCUCGGAGUCGCCUGGCAGCGUCCGCCCAAGGUCGCGGGCCGCUUGGGGAGUCAGCACCGCGCCAGGCCCCUCCGGGCCCCACACGCAUUAGGUGCCUUGUUGAUGGGUAUGGAAUGAAGGCGGGCGGCGGCGGGACCGAGGCAGCGCCCACUUUGUAGCCGCUGCGCCGCCCGUGCCCGCGCACGCCACGCCCUAGCGCGCUUCCGGCCGGGCCACGUGACCGCGCGUGCACGUGUUCCGGCCACUCCGCGUCGCCGCUCCGAGCCUCCUCCUGGUCGUCCCGGCAUUCGUCCACCCGGAGCCGGCUUGGGCCGGGCCCGGGAGGCGGCAGCCGGGGGAGCCGCGGAGACGCAAGCGCCGAGCGUCGCGGUGUAGCAGGCCCGGGCAGGCAAGCGGCGGCCUCCGCCAUGAACCCCAGGGGCCUGUUCCAGGACUUCAACCCUAGUAAGUUUCUCAUCUAUACCUGCCUGCUGCUCUUCUCGGUGCUGCUGCCCCUCCGCCUGGACGGCAUCAUCCAAUGGAGCUACUGGGCCGUCUUUGCCCCUAUAUGGCUGUGGAAGCUUCUAGUCGUCGCAGGCGCCUCCGUGGGCGCGGGCGUUUGGGCCCGCAACCCUCGCUACCGCACCGAGGGAGAGGCCUGUGUGGAGUUCAAAGCCAUGCUGAUCGCUGUGGGCAUCCACCUGCUGCUGCUCAUGUUCGAAGUCCUGGUCUGCGACAGGGUGGAGAGGGGCACCCACUUCUGGCUGCUGGUCUUCAUGCCUCUCUUCUUCGUGUCCCCCGUGUCCGUGGCUGCCUGCGUCUGGGGCUUUCGACACGAUAGGUCGCUGGAGCUGGAGAUCCUGUGCUCGGUCAACAUCCUGCAGUUCAUCUUCAUCGCCCUAAAGCUGGACAGGAUUAUUCACUGGCCGUGGCUGGUGGUGUUUGUGCCCCUGUGGAUCCUCAUGUCGUUCCUUUGCCUGGUCGUCCUCUAUUACAUCGUCUGGUCCCUCCUGUUCCUGCGGUCCCUGGAUGUGGUUGCCGAGCAGCGAAGAACACACGUGACCAUGGCUAUCAGUUGGAUAACGAUUGUCGUGCCUCUGCUCACUUUUGAGGUCCUGCUGGUUCACAGAUUGGAUGGCCACAAUACAUUCUCCUACGUCUCCGUAUUUGUCCCCCUUUGGCUUUCCUUACUAACUUUAAUGGCCACAACAUUUAGGCGAAAGGGGGGCAAUCAUUGGUGGUUUGGCAUUCGCAGAGACUUCUGUCAGUUUCUGCUUGAAAUUUUCCCAUUUUUAAGAGAAUAUGGGAACAUUUCAUAUGAUCUCCAUCACGAAGAUAGUGAAGAUACUGAAGAAACAUCAGUUCCAGAAGCUCCGAAAAUUGCUCCAAUAUUUGGAAAGAAGGCCAGAGUAGUUAUAACCCAGAGCCCUGGGAAAUACGUUCCCCCGCCUCCCAAGUUAAAUAUUGAUAUGCCAGAUUAAACUCCUAGAGAGGACCCAGGCACACACAGACUACACCUUGCCUUUGCCUCUUGUUCAUUCAUCCCAAACCUGGAAAUGGAAACAGGCUUCAAACACUGUUGUCUCACGCCCUGUUUGAGAUCACCGCCUCAUCAGUAUGCAUCAUAGAUGGAGGUGGUUUCAGUAUGUGGGUGUGUGUGGUGUGUACCUGGGUAAGAGACUUGCUUUCCAGGUUCGCACUUUCAGGUGUAGCUGGGAGCAGUAAGCUGAAUUGUUUUAGUAGGUCCUCAAAAGUAAUAACUACACAGCUGUUUGUUUAAAUGCUACUGUACCUAUCAAAAGUAUUGUUUAAGAAGUAUUUUUAUACACUGCUAAUCUAAAAUUGUAUUUCAGAUUGUGCCUGUCAUAACAAUAGCAAAUGUAAAGAGUUCUCUUUCCCACCACUUGUUUAUAAACCUCAUAGUUGAUAUUUUUAGUGUUCCUACUGUUAAAAUACUUUCUCCUUGGGCUUUGCUGAUACUGGUCUUUAAUAUUCUGAUAGGUGAAUUUUUCUAAUGGAAUGAACCCAUGCAUAUAUAGUAUUUAUAUGAAUAUUUUAGCAGUGUAAUAUGUUGAAUUCUAGUUUUCUGCAUUACCGUGUAUUAUGUUAAAGUAAUUUUUUAAAGCUUA